AUGAAGCUCAUCUACGCGUGUUUGUGCCUCAUCGCGGCGACCGCAGCCGCCCCGUAUUUCGUGUUCCCGGAUGAACGGCGCGAGAGAAAAUUAGAACCAAUUAUAACACCACCGGUUUUACCAAUUCUGGAGCAUCUGGAGAAUGAUCCUAGUACGCUGGGUAACAGGGCGAAUACGAAACCCAGAUUUGGUGGAGGUUUUAAUGUGAAGCCGUCUGGUAAUGGAGGGUUAACGGCCAGCGUGAGCAGUAGUGCCAGUGGGGGUGGUUUGAGCCACUCCGCGUCACAAUCGUUCUCAUUUGGAUUCAAUGAAGGCUUUAGUGCAUCUCAUUCGGCGAGCCAAGCUUCGUCGUUUAAUGGAUUUGGAAGUGGGUUCGGUGGAAGCCAAGCAAGUAGCCAAGCUGCAUCGUUUAGCGGUUCAGGCUCUUCAGUAUCAGGUGCUGCAUCAUCUGCCUCUUCACAGGGUGGCUUUGGAAGUGGUAGCCAAAGCGCCUCAUCCGCUUUUGGCUUUAACUCCAUCAAUGGUUUUCAGUCUGAGCCCUCCUUCGGAGACGGACUUCUAGAUAUUAGACAACGCGGCACCCCCGGUUUUACCUUCCCGGACCUACUCGGGAGGAGUAAAGGCGCGAGCGCAGCCGCUUUCAAAUCUAGACCUAAUUCCCAAAGAAAUAGAGACGAUUUUCUUGCAGUACUAGUAUCUAAUUAA
Molecule: messenger RNA, 705 nt
Organism: Pieris macdunnoughi
Lineage: Eukaryota; Metazoa; Arthropoda; Insecta; Lepidoptera; Pieridae
Source: the annotation of a GenBank genome assembly